GGCUAAAGGCCCAGUCUUCUCACCCUCACUCCACAGCCCCUCUGUUACCCUAUCCUACUCACUUAGUCCCAGUUCAAAGACAGAAAAGAGAUCUCCUUGUCCAAACCAAGCCCUGUUUUGAGGGAAGAAAGAAGAUAAAGACAAUUUUUUUCUUUUUGGGGGGUGGGGGGUGGGGGGAGAGGAUUUAGUGACAACAGAUCAUAGGAAGUUCACCCCUCAGGGGCAUCUAGCAUUUUGUGAUUUGGAGGAAAUUUCAGAGAGGGGAGUGACAAAGUAAAGUCCCCCUCAAUCCCAUAGCACAAAUACACUGUGGUCCCCCCAAAUCCAUCCAGUCCCCAAAUCCCCAAAGACUCCAGUUGGGAGCUCGGCCCUCUCUCUACCAUAGGCACAUGCUAAUGCCCCUGAGUGGGUUCCUCUGGUGGUGGUGGUGCUGCUGCUGCUGGUAUUGCUGUGGAGGGUGUUACCAGGCUCCCCAGAUGUUGCGCCACCAGGGUCUCCUCAAGUGCCGAUGUCGCAUGCUCUUCAAUGACCUGAAGGUCUUCUUGCUUCGGCGCCCACCGCCGACCCAGCUGCCCAUGCACGGUGACCCCCAGCCCCCUGGCUUGGCAGCCAACAACAACACCCUCCCAGCCCUGGGUGCUGGUGGAUGGGUCGGUUGGAGGGGUCCUCGAGAGGGGGCCGGCGGGGAGAUUCCUCCUCUGCCACCUCCGCCACCCUUGCCACCCUCUUCUGCAGAAGAUGAUUGGGGUGGCCAGGUUGUGGAGCCACCUGCCUCCCUGCUCAGCAGCACCUCCUCAGAUGACUUCUGUAAGGGGAAGGCUGAGGACCGCUAUUCACUUGGCAGCAGCCUGGACAGUGGCAUGAGGACCCCCCUCUGCAGGAUCUGCUUCCAGGGUCCUGAACAGGGGGAGCUGCUGAGUCCCUGUCGCUGCGAUGGGUCAGUCAAGUGUACACACCAGCCCUGCCUGAUCAAGUGGAUCAGUGAGAGGGGCUGCUGGAGCUGUGAAUUGUGUUACUACAAGUACCACGUCAUUGCCAUAAGCACAAAGAAUCCUCUGCAGUGGCAAGCCAUUUCUCUGACGGUCAUUGAGAAAGUCCAGAUUGCAGCAGCCAUCCUGGGUUCUCUUUUCCUCAUUGCCAGCAUCUCUUGGCUCAUCUGGUCUACCUUCAGUCCUUCGGCCAAAUGGCAGCGCCAGGACCUCCUCUUCCAGAUCUGCUAUGGGAUGUAUGGCUUCAUGGACGUGGUGUGCAUAGGCCUGAUCAUCCACGAGGGGCCAUCCGUGUACCGGAUCUUUAAAAGAUGGCAGGCUGUGAACCAGCAAUGGAAAGUGUUGAACUAUGACAAGACAAAGGACAUCGAGGACCAGAAGGCCGGGGGCAGGACAAACCCCAGGACCUCCUCAUCCACACAGGCCGACGCCGCCGCCCCCGAGGAGGAGGCGGUGGGCAACCCUGCCCCGGCCGACGUCGGCGGCGGCGGCGGCGGCGGCGGGAGCAGGGCCCCCAGCCACCCCUCUGGCCCUCUGGCCGAUCACCACUGUGCUUACACCAUCCUGCACAUCUUGAGUCACCUGAGACCUCAUGAGCAGCGCAGCGCCUCCGGCGGCAACCGAGAGCUUGUCAUGAGGGUCACCACGGUCUGAGAGCCGGGAGCGGGAGGGGCCGCAGCCGUGAGAGCCUGGGAGUCCGGGACCAGCCGGGGGGCAGGACCGACGUGGGCACGCGUCAGCCGAGGGGAGGGAGGGAGAGCA
Molecule: messenger RNA, 1751 nt
Organism: Sarcophilus harrisii (Tasmanian devil)
Lineage: Eukaryota; Metazoa; Chordata; Mammalia; Dasyuromorphia; Dasyuridae
Gene: MARCHF4
Product: membrane associated ring-CH-type finger 4
Exons: 4
Coding region: 390-1643 (417 amino acids)
Biological process (GO): protein ubiquitination
Molecular function (GO): ubiquitin-protein transferase activity; zinc ion binding
Source: RefSeq, a predicted model, not a curated record